UCCCCCGGGACCCCUUCUGGCUGCGCAGCGUGCGCGCCCGGGUUUCCUACACGUGGGAGCCCAAGACGCCUCCUGCAAUGCCGCGGGCGCCCCGGUGCCGCGCCGUGCGCGCUCUGCUGCGGGGCCACUACCGGGAGGUGCUGCCGCUGGACACCUUCGUGCGGCGCUUGGGUCCCCAGGGCCGGUGCCUGGUGCAGCCCGGGGACCCGAUGGCCUUUCGCGCCCUGGUGGCCCAGUGCCUGGUGUGUGUGCCUUGGGACGCACAGCCACCCCCCGUCGCCCCGGACUUUCGCCAGGUGGGCUUCCCGGGGACCCUGGUCGGGCCUGCGGGGUGGGGUGAGGGCCGGACGCUGUCGCCCUAAUGCUCCCGGGCACCUCCGUGCCCUGCGACUCGAGCGAGACCCCUCUCCCGCAGGUGUCCUGCCUGAAGGAGCUGGUGGCCAGGGUCGUGCAGCGGCUCUGCGAGCGCGGCGCGAGGAACGUGCUGGCCUUCGGCUUCGCGCUGCUGGACGGGGCCCGCGGCGGCCCGCCCAUGGCCUUCACGACCAACGUGCGCAGCUACCUGCCCAACACUGUGACUGAGACGCUGCGCGGCAGUGGUGCCUGGGGACUGCUGCUGCGCCGCGUGGGUGACGACGUGCUCACCCACCUGCUGGCACGCUGCGCGCUUUACCUGCUAGUGCCUCCCAACUGUGCCUACCAGGUGUGCGGGCCACCACUCUACGACCUCUGCACCACAAGACACGCGGGCGGGAGCCUGACGGGCCUGGGACCCACGCGCCAGGCCUGGAAUGGCGGCGGUGGGGAGGCCGGGGUGCCCCCGGGCUGCCGAACAAGGCGACGGCGGAGCAGCGCAGGGGGAAGUCCGCCUCAGGCCAAGAGGCCCAGGCAUGGCCCCAUCUCAGAGCCAUCCCGGGGGCCAAGUGCCUGCGACCCCCGCGUGGUGACACCUACCAAAGCCGCCGCGGAAGCCUCGCCUGGGGAGGGCGAGCCGCGCAGGCCCCGGCGCCCCUUACCACUGCUGGGCCGCGAGCGGGAGGCCGGCUGCCCUUCCUCUCAGCCCUCACGUCCCCGGGCCGCUCCUGGUCCCCGAGUGGUCGCUGAGACCAAGCAGUUUCUCUACUGCUCGGGUGGCAGGGAACGGCUGCGCUCCUCCUUCCUGCUCAACUCCCUGCAGCCCAGCCUGACGGGGGCCCGGAGACUAGUGGAAACCAUCUUUCUGGACUCGAAGCCCCUGCAGCGGGGGACUCCCCGCAGGACGCGCCGCCUUCCCACGCGCUACUGGCGGAUGAGGCCCUUGUUCCAGGAGCUGCUGGGGAACCAUGCGCGGUGCCCCUACGGCGCGCUGCUCAGGGAGCACUGCCCGCUGCGGGACUCAGCCACUCCGGCCACCCCAGCAGCGGCGGAGGAGGCGGCGGCUGUGGGGUCCCGCAACCAGGGGUGCAGUGGAGUGGGCGUCAGCGCCCCGGAGGAGGUCACUGGCCCGCCGCGCUUGGUCCAGCUGCUCCGCCAGCACAGCAGCCCUAAGCACGUGUACGGGCUGCUGCGGGCCUGUCUUCGCAGGCUGGUGCCCGCUCGCCUCUGGGGCUCCAGGCACAACGAGUGCCGCUUCUUGAAGAACGUGAAGAAGUUCAUCUCUCUGGGGAAGUUCGCCAAGCUCUUGAGUCAGGAGCUGACCUGGAAGAUGAAAGUGCAGGACUGCGCCUGGCUGAGCCAAAGCCCAGGGGGUCGCUAUGUCCCAGCCACGGAACACCGUCUGAGAGAAGCGGUCCUGGCCAAGUUCCUGUGCUGGUUGAUGGGCACAUACGUGGUUGAGCUGCUGAAGUCGUUUUUUUAUGUCACGGAGACCACGUUUCAGAAGAACCAGCUCUUCUUUUUCCGGAAGAGCAUCUGGAGCCAUUUGCAAAGCAUUGGGAUCAGACAACACUUCGAUCGGGUGCAGCUUCGUGAACUGUCGGUGGCCGAGGUCAAGCGAUACCAGGAAGCCAGGCCUGCUCUGCUGAUGUCCAGACUCCGCUUCCUCCCCAAGCCCAGCGGGCUGCGGCCAAUCGUGAACAUGGACUACGUCGUGGGAGCCAGAACGUUCCAUGGGGACAAGAAGGUGCAGCAUCUCACCUCCAAAGUGAAGACGCUGUUCAGCGUGCUGAACUAUGAGCGAGAGCAGCGCCCUGGCCUCCUGGGCGCCUCUGUGCUGGGCAUGGACGACAUCUAUAGGGCCUGGCGUGCCUUUGUGCUGCGCAUGCGGGCCCAGGACCCAGUGCCUCAGCUCUACUUUGUCAAGGUGGACGUGAUGGGUGCGUACGAUGCCCUCCCUCAGAACAGGCUGGUGGAGGUGAUCGCCAACGUGAUCCAGCCCCAAGAGCACACAUACUGCCUGCGCCAGUACGCCAUGGUCCAGAGAACUGCCCGCGGCCGCGUCCGGAAGUCCUUCAAAAGACACGUGUCCACCUUCACGGACCUCCAGCCUUACAUGAAACAGUUUGUGCAGCAGCUGCAGAAGACGAGCUCGCUGAGGGACGCCGUGGUCAUCGAGCAGAGCUGCUCCCUGAAUGAGGCCAGCAGCGACCUGUUCGAUGUCUUCCUGCACCUGGUGUACAAUCACAUCGUAAGGAUCGGGGGCAAGUUUUACAUCCAGUGUCAGGGGAUCCCCCAGGGCUCCAUCCUGUCCACCUUGCUGUGCAGCCUGUGCUACGGAGACAUGGAGAGCAGGGUGUUCCCUGGACUCCAGCAGGACGGGGUGCUCCUGCGUUUAGUGGACGACUUCUUGCUGGUCACCCCUCACCUGACACAAGCGAAGGCCUUUCUCAGGACCCUGUCCAGGGGAGUGCCCGAAUACGGCUGCAAGGCGAACUUGCGGAAGACAGUAGUGAACUUCCCCCUGGAAGACGAUGCCCUGGGCAGCACGGCACCCCUGCAGCUGCCAGCCCACUGCCUGUUCCCCUGGUGUGGCUUGCUGCUGGACACGCAGACCCUGGAGGUGUUCUGUGACUACUCCAGUUAUGCCCAGACCUCGAUCAGAGCCAGUCUCGCCUUCAGCCAGGGCUCCAAGCCUGGGAGGAGCAUGCGUCGAAAGCUCUUUGCGGUGUUAAGGCUGAAAUGUCACAGUCUGCUUCUGGAUCUGCAGGUGAAUGGUCUUCAGACGGUUUGCACAAACGUUUACAAGAUAUUCCUGCUGCAGGCCUACAGGUUCCACGCCUGUGUGCUCCAGCUCCCGUUUAAUCAGCACGUUCGGAAGAACCCCUCGUUUUUCCUCCACGUCAUCUCUGACACCGUGUCACGCUGCCACACCCUUCUGAAAGCCAAGAAUCCAGGGAUGCCUCUGGGGACCAAGGGCGCUGCAGGCCCUUUUCCUUCUGAAGCCGCAAGGUGGCUGUGCUUUCACGCCUUCCUGCUGAAGCUGUCUCGCCACAGCGCCACCUACAGGUGUCUCCUGGGAGCACUCCAGACUGCCCAAGCGCAGCUGUGCCGGCAGCUCCCGAGGGCGACGCUGGCCACCCUGGAAGCUGCAGCUGACCCAGCCCUGACCACAGACUUCAGGACCAUCUUGGACUGAUGUCCAGUCAGCUUCUCACAGGCCCUCAAGCUCAUUCCCAGCUGGGUCCACCUGUGCCCGAGACCCCGACCUGUGCUGCUGGCUGGGCUGCUCCCUGGAGGGGGUUGCCCCCAAGUCAUCGAGGAAGCAGAGCCCACCCAGCCCCACCCCCACCACCCCUUUCUAGUGACAGGUUUGUCCUUCAUCUGCCCACUGCCAGGAGGAGGCAGGUACGAGAGCCUGGUUGGGGCGUUGGCAUCUGGAAGGGAAGCAUCAGGGACCUUUGUCAACCUCCUUGCUGCGGGGUCACCCUGGUCUGCAGUGAUGGCUCACGUGUGGUGGGUGUGUGUGACCUCCUUCCUGCUGAUCGGCUGUGACUCAAGCCCUCCACACCCACUGGAGCAGCAUUCCCCCAGCUGGCCCCCCAGCUGCAUCCAAAGUCCAUGUCUCGACGAACUUGCCCAGAAGCAAAGGGCCCAGUCAGCUGUUUGAGCCCGUUCCCCACCAUCCACACCCAUGCUUCUGACCUGCGUGUCCCCAUGCCCUGCCCAGGCCUCCUGGAGCCAAGCAUACAGCACCCCCCCACCCGCUUGCCACUUCCACUUCCAGAGUCUUCUGCUGGCCCCACUCAGCACACAGCCCCGUGUGGCCCCUCCUGCACUACCUCCUGCCCCCACCCCAGGGAUGGGGUGAGA
Myotis myotis is the source of this 4227-nucleotide messenger RNA. It is a transcript of the gene TERT, whose product is annotated as telomerase reverse transcriptase. Gene Ontology annotation, molecular function: telomeric repeat DNA binding; telomerase RNA binding. NCBI's taxonomy places the organism in Eukaryota, Metazoa, Chordata, Mammalia, Chiroptera, Vespertilionidae. Gene Ontology annotation, cellular component: telomerase catalytic core complex. The transcript is spliced from 15 exons. The record is from RefSeq and is a predicted model, not a curated record. Gene Ontology annotation, biological process: telomere maintenance via telomerase. The coding region runs from base 362 to 3553 and encodes 1063 amino acids.